Molecule: messenger RNA, 2974 nt
Organism: Gorilla gorilla gorilla (western lowland gorilla)
Lineage: Eukaryota; Metazoa; Chordata; Mammalia; Primates; Hominidae
Exons: 15
Coding region: 2281-2967 (228 amino acids)
Source: RefSeq, a predicted model, not a curated record
UUAUUUUGUUUUUUUUUUCUGAGACAGGGUCUCCCUCUGUUGUCCAAGGCUGGAGUGUAGUAGUGCUAUCGCAGCUGACUGCAGCCUCAACCUUCCAGGCUGAAGCGAUCCUCCCACCUCAACCUCCCACGUGGCUGAGACUACAGGUGCUUGCUACUAUGCCCAACUAAUAUUUGGAAUUUUCGUAUACGUGGAUUCCAGAGGGGUGACAGCGAAACGUGGGACCAUCCAGUUGCAGGAAAACAAGCUUAACACGCCCACCGAUUCUACAUUAUGCUCCUACCUCCCGGCAGCCUCUCCAGGCCCAGAACUCUCUCCAGUCAGCGUCUACAGACCAAGCUCAUGACUCACAAUGGACUAUUUAGGCCCAUACCCUACCUCACGGCAGUCUCCGCAGAUGAGCCUACGGCCUCACAACAGCCUCCACAGGCACAGCUCCAUCGUUACAAUGGCCUCUUUAGACCCAGCUCCUGCCUCCCGGCCUUCUCUCCAGGCCCUGAACUUUCUCAGGUCUCCCUCUGUUGUCCAAGGCUGGAGUGUAGUAGUGCUAUCGCAGCUGACCGCAGCCUCAACCUUCCAGGCUGAAGCGAUCCUCCCACCUCAACCUCCCACGUGGCUGAGACUACAGGUGCUUGCCACUAUGCCCAACUAAUAUUUGGAAUUUUCGUAUACGUGGAUUCCAGAGGGGUGAUAGCGAAACGUGGGACCAUCCAGUUGCAGGAAAACAAGCUUAACACGCCCACCGAUUCUACAUUAUGCUCCUACCUCCCGGCAGCCUCUCCAGGCCCAGAACUCUCUCCAGUCAGCCUCUACAGACCAAGCUCAUGACUCACAAUGGCCUAUUUAGGCCCAUACCCUACCUCACGGCAGUCUCCGCAGAUGAGCCUACGGCCUCACAACAGCCUCCACAGGCACAGCUCCAUCGUUACAAUGGCCUCUUUAGACCCAGCUCCUGCCUCCCGGCCUUCUCUCCAGGCCCUGAACUUUCUCAGGUCUCCCUCUGUUGUCCAAGGCUGGAGUGUAGUAGUGCUAUCGCAGCUGACCGCAGCCUCAACCUUCCAGGCUGAAGCGAUCCUCCCACCUCAACCUCCCACGUGGCUGAGACUACAGGUGCUUGCCACUAUGCCCAACUAAUAUUUGGAAUUUUCGUAUACGUGGAUUCCAGAGGGGUGAUAGCGAAACGUGGGACCAUCCAGUUGCAGGAAAACAAGCUUAACACGCCCACCGAUUCUACAUUAUGCUCCUACCUCCCGGCAGCCUCUCCAGGCCCAGAACUCUCUCCAGUCAGCCUCUACAGACCAAGCUCAUGACUCACAAUGGCCUAUUUAGGCCCAUACCCUACCUCACGGCAGUCUCCGCAGAUGAGCCUACGGCCUCACAACAGCCUCCACAGGCACAGCUCCAUCGUUACAAUGGCCUCUUUAGACCCAGCUCCUGCCUCCCGGCCUUCUCUCCAGGCCCUGAACUUUCUCAGGUCUCCCUCUGUUGUCCAAGGCUGGAGUGUAGUAGUGCUAUCGCAGCUGACCGCAGCCUCAACCUUCCAGGCUGAAGCGAUCCUCCCACCUCAACCUCCCACGUGGCUGAGACUACAGGUGCUUGCCACUAUGCCCAACUAAUAUUUGGAAUUUUCGUAUACGUGGAUUCCAGAGGGGUGAUAGCGAAACGUGGGACCAUCCAGUUGCAGGAAAACAAGCUUAACACGCCCACCGAUUCUACAUUAUGCUCCUACCUCCCGGCAGCCUCUCCAGGCCCAGAACUCUCUCCAGUCAGCCUCUACAGACCAAGCUCAUGACUCACAAUGGCCUAUUUAGGCCCAUACCCUACCUCACGGCAGUCUCCGCAGAUGAGCCUACGGCCUCACAACAGCCUCCACAGGCACAGCUCCAUCGUUACAAUGGCCUCUUUAGACCCAGCUCCUGCCUCCCGGCCUUCUCUCCAGGCCCUGAACUUUCUCAGGUCUCCCUCUGUUGUCCAAGGCUGGAGUGUAGUAGUGCUAUCGCAGCUGACCGCAGCCUCAACCUUCCAGGCUGAAGCGAUCCUCCCACCUCAACCUCCCACGUGGCUGAGACUACAGGUGCUUGCCACUAUGCCCAACUAAUAUUUGGAAUUUUCGUAUACGUGGAUUCCAGAGGGGUGAUAGCGAAACGUGGGACCAUCCAGUUGCAGGAAAACAAGCUUAACACGCCCACUGAUUCUACAUUAUGCUCCUACCUCCCGGCAGCCUCUCCAGGCCCAGAACUCUCUCCAGUCAGCGUCUACAGACCAAGCUCAUGACUCACAAUGGCCUAUUUAGGCCCAUACCCUACCUCACGGCAGUCUCCGCAGAUGAGGCUACUGCCUCACAACAGCCUCCACAGGCACAGCUCCAUCGUUACAAUGGCCUGUUUAGACCCAGCUCCUGCCUCCCAGCCUUCUCUCCAGGGCCUGAGCUUUCUCAAGUCAACCUCACCAGGCCCAGCUCAUGCUUCUUUGCAGCCUCUCCAGGCCCAGCUCCUGCAUCUUGGUGGCCUCUACAGUCCCAACAUCUGCCUCACAGCAGAUUCUUCAGGCCCAGCAUCUGCCUCACUGUGGACCCCCCAAGCCAAGCUCCCAACCUUUCAGCAGCUUCUACACACCCAGCUCCUGCCACCCAGUGGCCUCUUUAGGCCAAGCUCAUGCUUCACAAGGGCCUUUCCAGGCCCAGCUUUUAUCUCAUGGCAACCUUCCCUGGCCAGAUUCCUGCCUGUCUCCCAGCAGCCUAGACAGGCCCAGGUCUUGCCCCACACUGGCCUCUCUACAUCCAGCUCUUGCCUCACGGUGGCCUCUCCAGGCCCAACUCCUGUCCCAGAACGUCAUCUCCGGGCCCAAAACUUACUCAAGUCAGACUCUCUAGUCCCAACUGCUGCCUCCUGGUGGCCUAUGAAGGCCCAAAAUCUCCUCAAGUUGACCUCUCCAGGCCCAGCUCCUGCCUCGCAAUUGCCUUUGUAGGCCAAGA